AUGUCGAAAUCAAUUGUCAAGAAAGCUUUAGAAAUGCUCGAUGAACACGAUGACGGAAUGAAAUCGAAAAACAAAUUGAAUUCGCUGAAGAAGAAAAAGAAAAGAAGUUUGACCAUUGUCACUGAGCCGACGAAAUUUCAAGAUAGAAAACAAUUGGCACGAACGUGUUUAACAUUGAAGAAGCUCUCCAAACCAGUUGUGACAUCGGAUCAAAUUGAACAAAUAAAUAAUUAUCGUUUCGGUGGUCCGUCGAAAAGAACUUUGAAAGAGAAAAAGAAAACUGAAGAAAAAGAAAUUUUCACUGAAGAAGAUUUUAAACGUUUUGAAAGAGAAUACAAUCCACCAUUACAAAAAUCGUGA
Molecule: messenger RNA, 360 nt
Organism: Adineta ricciae
Lineage: Eukaryota; Metazoa; Rotifera; Eurotatoria; Adinetida; Adinetidae
Source: the annotation of a GenBank genome assembly